AUCAUAGAUUGAGAAGUAUGGAUUCCCUUCUGAUCUUGCCUUUUCACCCCGAGAAAGCAUCCAGCUCUAUGACACUAUGCUUCAGGUCUGGAAGAGUUGGCCUCAGGCCCAGAACCUGUGUCCAGAGAACUUCGCUCAUUUUAAGAACAAAAUAGUCAUUAAAAAGUUGGAUGCUAGAAAAUAUGAGGAGAGCUUAAAGGAAGAAUUCGUGAAUUGGAUUAAAAAUGGGAACGAGGAGCAGGCCAGGAUGGUGCUGCAGAAACUGAGUCCCGAUUUCCAUGACUACUCAGGGAAGAUGCUGGACUUCUUUCCGAAUCUUGUUGAGAAGCUCAGGGAAAUGGAGAAGUUGCCUGCACUGUUCUUUUUAUUUAGAUUAGGUUCUGUAGAAGGAUGUGCUGAGGCUACCUUCGAAUUCCUGGAGAAGAAACAGGAGGAGAAAAGGCCUCCCAAAGCUGAUAAAGAAGCUUAUGACAUGGCUAACAAACUUCGAAAAGUUAAAAAAUCUUUGGAGAAACAAAAGAUAAUAGAUGAAAAAGGUCAGAAACCCUCCAGAAGAUUGGAUCAAAGCAUCAUUCAUGAAGCUGAGCACAAUUACCUCCUGAAGAGUCUGGAGAAGAAUCUGGCGAUUCCCCAGGACUGCACGUAUGCUGAUCAGAAAGCAAUAGAUGAUGAGUCAUUGCAGAUGGUAUUUAGUCGAGUGAAAUUCGAAAGGGAAGGUACCAUACUGAAGAAUUUGGCAAGAAGGGGAAUCGGCUAUCAUCACAGCUCCAUGAGUGCCAAAGAAAAGCAGCUAGUCGAAAUUCUCUUUAGGAAAGGAUUCAUUAGGGUGGUGACAGCUACUGGAACACUUGCUUUAGGAAUCAACAUGCCUUGUAAAUCUGUGGUUUUUGCUCAAAACUCUAUCUAUCUGGAUGCUUUAAAUUUCAGACAGAUGUCUGGUCGGGCUGGAAGAAGAGGGCAGGACCUGCUAGGUGAUGUCUACUUUUUUGAUAUCCCGCUGCCCAAAAUAGGAAAACUCAUAAAAUCCAAAGUACCUGAGCUGAGAGGACAGUUUCCUCUCAGUAUCUCACUCAUUCUAAGACUCAUGCUGCUGGCCUCCAAGGCAGAUGACCCAGAGGACGGCAAGGCAAAGGCACUGUCAGUGCUGAAGCACUCAUUGCUAUCCUUCAAACAUCCCCGAGUCACAGACAUGUUAAAGCUGUACUUCUUAUAUUCUUUGCAGUUCCUGGUGAAAGAGGGAUAUAUAGAUCAAGAAGGUAAUCCGACAGGGUUUGCCGGCCUGGUGUCACAUUUACAUUACCACGAACCAUCUAAUCUUGUUUUUGUCAGUUUUCUUGUGAGAGGUCUUUUCCAUAAUCUUUGUCAGCCAACUUAUAAAGGCUCAAAGCAUUUUUCUGAAGAUGUAAUGGAAAAGCUGGUUUUAGUAUUGGCAAAUCUUUUUGGAAGGGUAUAUAUUCCGGCCAAGUUUCAAGAUGCUAACAUCAAGUUUUAUCAAUCAAAGGUGUUCCUUGAUGACCUCCCUGAGGACUUUAGUGCUGCCCUGCAUGAGUACAACAUGCAAGUGACAGAGGACUUUGCUACUUUUCUGCUAAUUGUGUCCCGAUUGGCUGAUAUGAAACAGGAAUAUCAACUUCCCUUGUCAAAAAUUGAUUUCACAGGGGAAGAAUGUGAAGAUUCACCACUUGUGUCCCACUUGAUGAGCUGCGGGGAAGGCCGGGUGGCAGUUUCGCCAUUUGUCUGUCUGUCUGGAAACUUUGAUGUGGAUUUGCUCUGUCCAGGAGUUCCAAAUAACGUCAUUCUGCACACAAUUGGUAUCAAUCACAAUCAAGCCCCAGUGCUGUGGCCACACAGAUUGGAUAGUAGAGGAAGAAAAAUGCCACUUAACGCCUAUGCUCUGGACUUCUAUAAGCAUGGAUCCCUUGUGGGGUUAGAUCAGGACAAUAGGUUACAUCAAGGGGCAGCUUACUACUUGUUGAAAGAUUUUUUCCUUACUAUUAAAUCUAUCAGUGUCUCCUUGCGUGAACUCUGUGAAAAUGAAGACGACAACGUUGUUCUAGCAUUUGAACAAUUGUCUAAGUCCUUUCAGGAAAAGUUUGAAAAUGUGUGAAAAGAAAAACUAUAUAAACCACUUAAAAUAUCACCAUAGAAGCUUUGCAAGUUAUAUGUCUUUUAUUCUUAUGUCCUGAUCAGAAAAUCAUGCACAAUGAAAUGGGAUGAGGAAGCAGUUUGGCAGUUUGGCUUUGACCACCCUUUUAGCCAUAUUACACGGUGUGCCUAAGUCUUGGUUUCUUUAAAUGAUUGACUAAAAAUGCUUAUGUCUCCAAAUUAUUGAGGAUUGAAUGAGAAAAUGCGGGAUUUUGCCUAUAUAUGUUCGAAGACAUUUUUCUACUCUGUGGGAGUAGAAAAUAUAGAAAAAAUAUUGUAUUUAAAUAUUGUAUUUUAUAUAUAUAUAUAUAUAUAUAAUGUUUUUUGAAACUAGAAAAGAAUUGAUUACAGUAUCCUGAAAGUGUAAUAUAGUCUUCCCAAUCAACCUAAAGGGAUUGUACUGAUUAGAUUGCUAGCUAUUGAAAUAGUACAUCUUAGUAAAUAAGCUACUUGUAAAAAAAAAUGAAUGUUUUCAUCCAAUUUUUAAAAGGAAACAUAUAGUUUCCUAAUGUUUUACCUCAUUUUAAUUGUAUAUACAUGACUGCUGAAAUAAAGACUUCAUUGGUUU
Messenger RNA from Peromyscus maniculatus bairdii (prairie deer mouse), 2713 nucleotides. The record is from RefSeq and is a predicted model, not a curated record. Lineage: Eukaryota; Metazoa; Chordata; Mammalia; Rodentia; Cricetidae.